AUGCUACAGACCAAUCUGCUAGCUCCAGGGCAUGCAGACUUGGUGACGCAUGUUGUGUAUGACUUCUACGGGGAGCGCAUCGCGACAUGCUCAGCGGAUCAGAGAAUCAAGAUCUUCAGACGGUCCAAUGAGGGUUUAUGGGAGCCUGAAGCAGAUUGGAAGGCUCAUGACGCUGCGAUCCUCCAUUUGUCAUUCUCGCAUCCACUUCAUGGCUCUCUAUUAGCAAGCUGCUCCCAUGAUCGGACUGUCAGGAUCUGGGAAGAGGGUCCACGAUCGCAUGGUACCAAGGAAGGAAGGUGGAUCGAACGCGCAGUACUCGGAGGUGCCAAGGGGAGUGUAAGAGUGCUCGAGUUUUCCCCUCCAAAUCCGUCCUUUGGUCUGAGAUUGGCUGCCAUCUCUACCGACUCGCGCUUACGGGUCUACACUUCACUGGAUCCAUCUCUGAAUGACUGGUCGACUGCGCACGACAUACACCUUCCUUCAUUAGCAUCUCCGUACGCUGGUCAAGAGGAGACUCGCAUCAACGAGAACGCGACAGUGGAAAUCUCGACUGGUGGAUGGGGUCUUAGCUGGUGCAAGGAGAAGUUCUGGGGGAGUCUGUUGGCUGCAUUUUCUGGUACCAGUCCGACUGUCAAGAUCAUUGUCCUUGACCCUGCUCCUACCGCUCUGCUUCAUCUCACUACACCGGCACCUGCCUCACCUUUGACAUGCGUCGCAUGGGCCAACUCGUGCGGCCGCUCGUAUCACCUCGUCGCGACUGGAUCAAGGGACGGUCGCGUGAUCAUCUGGAAAGUUGAGCCCCCUGAUCCAGAAGAGAGAGGGAGAGGAGAGUGGAAAGGCGAGAUCGUGGCAGAUUUCGGCAAGGGACCGCGUAUAGGCACCGUGGACUGGAAUGCGACGGGCACAACGCUGACUGUCAGCGACGACGACGGGAUGAUUAGGGUCUACAAGCCGACAUACUCGCGUGAUUGGAAACUCAUGGGCCAGAUGACGGCCGAAGAACCUCCGCCAAUGGAUGACAGGGGUCACUGA
Kockovaella imperatae is the source of this 1032-nucleotide messenger RNA. RefSeq names its product WD40-repeat-containing domain protein. Lineage: Eukaryota; Fungi; Basidiomycota; Tremellomycetes; Tremellales; Cuniculitremaceae. The record is from RefSeq and is a predicted model, not a curated record. The transcript is spliced from 8 exons. Gene Ontology annotation, cellular component: nuclear pore outer ring; Seh1-associated complex. Gene Ontology annotation, molecular function: protein binding; structural molecule activity. Gene Ontology annotation, biological process: positive regulation of TORC1 signaling; cellular response to amino acid starvation. Bases 1 to 1032 code for a protein of 343 amino acids.